Molecule: messenger RNA, 2747 nt
Organism: Penaeus indicus
Lineage: Eukaryota; Metazoa; Arthropoda; Malacostraca; Decapoda; Penaeidae
Product: corrinoid adenosyltransferase MMAB-like
Exons: 7
Coding region: 208-1011 (267 amino acids)
Molecular function (GO): corrinoid adenosyltransferase activity
Source: RefSeq, a predicted model, not a curated record
CCUCGACCACAGUCAACAACAGAAAACGGGAACUCGUGAAGUCGCAUCAGCUGAUUAUGUAAACAAACGGGUCAGGAACGAGUGAGUGAGGAACGAGUGAACGCCUACAUAUUCGAGGAUAUCCUUUGCAACGGAAGCUUUUCAGAUUGUGCCGUGUCUUCAUGAAGGUAGAAAUACUUGCAAAUAUAUGAAAGAUCAGAAGAUACCAUGUUGUUACAGUUUCGUAUCGGCUUCUGUCGUUUGGCAGGUGGCCUAAGAUCAACAGAAAUUUUGAUCGGAGCAAGAGAUAUGUGGGUAAGCUGUGCAAAUCUGAAACAGUCUUUAUAUCUUACAAGAACACCUAGAUUGUACAGCACUGACUUGAAGAUAUACACCCGAACAGGUGAUAAAGGAGUGACUAGUCUCUUUACCGGUGAGCGAAUGCCAAAGAACGGAGAAUUCUUCAAUGCUCUAGGAACAACUGAUGAACUCUCAUCUAAUAUUGGACUUGCAAAAGAAUUCGCUUCAGAGAAGCGGCAUGAUUAUGUUGAUCAACUGGAGAGAAUUCAGUGUAUUUUGCAAGAUAUAUCCAGUCUGAUUGCAACACCCAGGAAGCAGCAACAAAGUGAUGAUCCAAGUAGGGAGGCUCGUAUUCGAGAGAGACUGUCUUUCAACCCACGUCACAUAACGGAACUGGAGGACUGGAUCGACCAGUACAGCCUCAUGUUGCCAGAUCUUACCAAUUUUAUCUUGCCUGGUGGGGGUCGUGUGAGUGCUUCCUUACAUGUAGCACGAACAGUAUGCAGGAGAGCUGAACGGUCUAUUGUACCUCUUACCACUGGUGGAUUUAUUGAUGAACAAGUUUUAGUAUACAUCAAUAGGUUGAGUGACUAUCUGUUCACAAUUGCCCGAUAUGCCUCAGUGCUUGAUGGGAACAAAGAAACUAUAUACAUAAGGCCCCAGUCACGCAAAGCUUCUAGUAUAGAAAAGAAAUUAUCAGAAGGUCAAGAAGUUGUUCAGCAAGAUCAGUAAGCAGUUCUUUGGGUAACUAAAUAUGCAUGCAGAAUGUAGUGACUGAAUAAUCGGUGAAGUGUGAAGGCAUGUAAGCAGUCACCCUAUAUUUGAGAUAUAUCUUCAUUAAUAAAUGUUGUUGAAUUUUUUAAAAAGGUUAUUUUCAAGUUUGAUGUUAAUAGAUUUUGACCAAUUACAUAAUUUAUAUAAUUGUUUAUACAGUUUUUGUGUUACGUAAUACCAUGUACCAUAUUUUCUGUAAAACUAAAAAAUGUAUUUUAGUUAAAAAGACUGCAAGAUUGGAUAGCAGGUUGUUGAUGGAGUUUCUCUUAGACUGAGGUUUGGUUACUGUGAGCAGUUUUAUAUUUCUCAGGUCUUUCCCACUUCUCAGAUUACAAAACUUGUGGUUAGAUAGAGAAAUAUGACCAAUAUGAAUUGCUGUAGUUCAUUGCAUUUAGUGCACACUUGUGUGUAUGUAUAUUUUUCUCUCUUUUAGGCUUCCAUGAAAUCAAAAAGUAGAUUUGUACAGAAUAGGUUUGUGUUCCUGGUUCCACUAAUAGGGAGGAGCCAAUUUUUGAAUAUGAAUCAGGGAUGAAGCUUUAGAAUGAUGUUUAAUAUAUUGUGCUAGAGUCUGGUCUGUCAGUAUUUCUUGUAUGUGUAACUUAUGCACUAAGGGUAGGUGUAGAGAUGUGUGUAAUAGGAUGGACCAAGGAAGAAAUGCCCAUUUAAUACAGUGAGUUAUUGGCUUUAGAUCAGGAUGUAACACUAUAAAUUCUGAGAAAAUAUGUAACCUCCUUUUCUUUCCAUGCUCAGUUUUGCUUUACUUUAAAUCAACUUUUAGGCAGUCCAAUAGUGUUUGGUUUUCAUUCACGUUUUGGAGACUGGAAGCAUGGAUACACAAAUUUUAUGUUAUUUUAUGUUUCUUUGAAGUAGAUUUAGAAGGAAAAAAGUCAGUUCUUACGUUACAGAAAAUAGAGGCUGAUGAAUUAGGGAAAGAUAGUGAACUGUUACCAUUAAGGUGACAUUUGAAAUGGUAAAGAUAAAGAAUCUGUACUUUGAUUUUAAAGCACAAAGCUAUGAGGCACAAAGAAUUCCGAGUUGAUGUUUCAGAUUUAAUAGCCAGUAUCUCUCGAUGAAAAUAUUUAGGCAUUUUAUACUUUUAUGUCUUCAAAUCUAUAAAAGCUUAGGGUUUUACUAAAUAGAUUCUCUAUAUCAGGGUCCUCCUUGAUAUCAGUAUAUGCAAUGUUUAAUGUUGUGGUACUUGUUUGUUAAAUGCACUUUUUUAUCAUUAAAGUGGUAAUAGGUUGUAUGUACUAAAACACAUAUAAUAAUCAGUUGCUCAUGAAGAAACAACUGUUAACUUUUCCUCCUUAUUUUUAUAGUUAAAAAAAAUAUGUUAAAGUUGCAAAAUGUCUUUUGGUGUUGAUAGCAGACAUUGGAUACUAGUUAUAAAUUACUAAUCCUGGUAUUCUUGCCACUGAAUAUUAGGAUUAUCUCUGUGGUGAAGGUCUCAUCUGCUUGCAGACUUAAAGAUAUAAACAAAGUUAGAUAUCUUCACGUUGUGGACUCAUCUUUGUUCAUGAGCUGACCUGAUAUUUAUGAUUGUGCAGUAUAUGUAAUUAUGAUGUUAAGCAGGAAUGAGUAAAAAUAUUUUCACUUGAUUUGCCAGGAUUAAUAUCAGUGAAGUUCUUGUGAUUUUCCUUUAUUUUGUAAAUAGCUGUGAUUGUUAAAUAGUGAAUAAAGUGUUUACAUUGUCA